CAAUUUGGCAAUAACAAUAUUAGCUAGCUAGCUAACCUACUCAUGGUAUUAAAAGUGGUUUGAGCUCUGUACAGUCAUUGGCACUAAAUGUAUUAUGAGGAAUGUUUAGUUGAUGGUGAUUGCUACUAUUUUACUCUCUGGUGGUUUUGGAUUUGUGGAGAGUACUUUUACUUUGAGGACUUCGAACCGGAAGUGUAAUGUUUGUUUUUUGCUGCUAGCUAACACAGAAGUAACUGUUAGCUGUGAAGCUUGCUAUUACUUUGUUUUUAUGCGUGUUUUAUUGCCUUUAUACGGGCAAUAAUGACAAACAAGGAAGACGGAAAUCGUCAGUUUUAUAUCUGUAACUGUUUCACCACUGAUAAUAUUUUCCUGGAGGACUACAAGAUCCAUGUCCGCUUUUUAUCCGAGCAGCAGUUCAGACUGGAUUAUCAAACACUGCUUAUGAGGCUUGGCUGCGUGACGGACCAACAGUUUGAGGAUGUGUUCAACAAGAUUUCACAGGAAGUGGACAGGCGGCGGCGUCUAGGUGUGACGUCUGCUGAGAGAGCUGCUGCUAUCAAAGACACGUACCGGCCUCUCCAUCCUCACGUCUACCAUCUGCAGGAGUCCUACCUCGCACCAAAGUUCAAGCAGAUUAUCGAGUACUGUCGAAGCAGUGACAUCAGCGAAGAAGGUCUCGGAGACUUGUUGCAGGAAGAGGCAGCUCCAAGGGUUUAUCGCUUCCCUGUGUUUGAGAAAAGCUUCUGUGAGGAGCUGGUGGAGGAGCUGGAGCACUUUGAGCAGUCCUCGGCCCCGAAAGGAAGACCCAACACCAUGAACCACUAUGGGAUCCUCCUGAAUGAACUGGGCUUUGACGAGGGCUUCCUCACGCCCCUCCGUGAGCUCUACCUGCAUCCGCUCGCCUCCCUGCUGUACCCGGACUGUGGGGGACGGGGACUGGACAGCCACAAGGCCUUUGUUGUUAAAUAUGACAUGAAUGAAGACCUGGAGCUCAGCUACCACUACGACAACGCAGAAGUCACCCUAAAUGUUUCCCUGGGCAAGGACUUCACCGAGGGCAACCUUUAUUUUGGUGAUAUGAGACAGGUGCCUUUAAGUGAGACUGAGUGUUCAGAGGUGGAACACAGGGUGACCGAGGGGCUCCUCCAUCGGGGUCAACACAUGCACGGGGCCCUGCCCAUCUCCUCCGGCCAGCGCUGGAACCUCAUCAUCUGGAUGAGAGCCUCACAUGAACGCAACAAGCUGUGCCCCAUGUGCAACAGGAGGCCGACACUGGUGGAAGGGGAGGGCUUUGCUGACGGGUUCACCAAACACCCUGAAGCAGCGCUGAACCAUUCGUGCGUUUUGACGUGACGUAUCCCGCUGCUGUCAGCGUUUAAUAAGGGGACUUUGGUGUCCCCAGGUUGUACAGUAAUAUCAAAAGAAGACGCUGGCAGGCAGCAACGCGUGCAACUACCUCAGAUGUAUCCUGUAGGAAUGAAUGAUUUUGAAAAAAAGUUUGUGCAACAUACAUUUUCUGUCAAUAGACAGAUAUGCUACAGUAUGAUUGUUGCACAGUUAAUCGAGACAACACUGGGUCAAAGCCAUUAAAUGGAAUAAAUUCUAUUGACAAACUUUGACUGUAUUCCAAAUUGGAAUGAUGAAUAUUUAUUAUUUGUACUAUUGAUAAUACUAAUGGUACUAUAAUUCUGCGUUUCUACAUUUGCCGUGGUGUCCCAUUUUGUGACGAGUAUAUGUAUGACUAUUAUCUCAAAUAUUAGUCCAAUGUUAUCAAACAACCCAUACUGGUCAAGCCCCCCUAUUUAUAUACAGUAUGAUAGUACUGGAUUUUGUGCCAAAAAAUAAAAAAUUAGGUUUGCCCCAC
Molecule: messenger RNA, 1864 nt
Organism: Perca flavescens (yellow perch)
Lineage: Eukaryota; Metazoa; Chordata; Actinopteri; Perciformes; Percidae
Gene: ogfod2
Product: 2-oxoglutarate and iron-dependent oxygenase domain containing 2
Exons: 7
Coding region: 301-1353 (350 amino acids)
Molecular function (GO): iron ion binding; L-ascorbic acid binding; oxidoreductase activity, acting on paired donors, with incorporation or reduction of molecular oxygen
Source: RefSeq, a predicted model, not a curated record